Molecule: messenger RNA, 2478 nt
Organism: Carassius gibelio (silver crucian carp)
Lineage: Eukaryota; Metazoa; Chordata; Actinopteri; Cypriniformes; Cyprinidae
Product: transmembrane protein 106B
Exons: 8
Coding region: 166-936 (256 amino acids)
Source: RefSeq, a predicted model, not a curated record
UUUUCAUAUCGAACCUUAAAAUAAGAGUCAUUUUGUAUGGUGUUUAACCUGUUUUUAGGCCCAUUUGCUCUUACAUCACGAUGCAUGUUCGUCGCGUGCGUAUUAAUAAUGCUCUUUAAAUGCAUCGAUCUAAAUGCGUUAAUCUGAAGUCAAGCAGGCCAAACCAUGGGGAAGUCUCUGUUUUCCUUGCCGAAGCAAAAAGAGGAGCAGGAGAAUCUGAUUAAAAGCACAGAGUCUCCUAUUGAGGACAAUAAACAUGACGUGUCACAGUUUCCAUAUGUUGAAUUCACAGGUAGAGACAGCAUCACCUGUCCUACUUGUCAAGGGACGGGGAGGAUACCUAGAGACCUAGAAAACCAACUAGUUGCUCUAAUACCAUACAGUGACCAGAGGCUGAAGCCAAGACGAACGACAUUGUACGUGUCUUUAUCAGUCGUUCUGUGUCUGCUACUUUCUGGCUUGGCUGUAUUCUUCCUGUUCCCUCAAACUAUUGACGUUUCUUAUGUUGGGGUGAAGUCAGCCUACGUCACAUUCGACCGAGACCGGCGGAUAAUUUAUCUAAAUAUCACGAAUACCCUGAACAUCACCAACAAUAAUUACUACUCAAUUAGCGUUGCCAACAUCACAGCACAGGUGCAGUUCUACAAGACUGUUAUCGGAAAGUCUGUUGUCAGCAAUGUCACCACCAUCACCCCCCUGGAUAUGCGUCAGGUUGAUUUCACUGUUCCCACGAUCAUAGCAAAUGAGAUGAGCUACAUAUUUGACUACUGUACCAUGCCGUCAAUUAAAGUGCAUAACAUUGUUGUCAUGAUGCAGAUGACUGUAACUGUCUUGUACUUUGGCCACGCUGAGCAGGUGUCUCUGGAGAAGUACCUGUACGUGGACUGUGGCUCAAACACCACAUCUUCACGUGGACACAUGAGUGUGAUACAGUGACGGCGCUCCGUAUGACCCACAGUCCGUCUUGUUCCCAUGUCGUGAAACAAAAGCCUGUCCGGAGUGUUACGAAUGGGAGAUGAUGAAGUCUACACUGUAGGGUGACAACUUCAAGAUUGAUCAGGAAGUUUCAGCCAGAGCUCUGAUGUCUUUCUACACCAUCAUUAUCGAUUCUUUAGCACAGCGCUGAAGGUUUUGUUUGGAUAGACAGAAGCACUUUAGUACAUUUUGGGAAAAGGGAUGAGAGCAGCUGAAUAUUUUACAUAGAGCUGCAAACCACUUUGACUACUUCGUUACAAUUGUAUUUUUUCCUGUGCAUUUGUUUUGUAAUGUUAAACAGCGUGCUGCAAUUUCCAUUUGAUCAUGCUCAUUUUAUGGUUAUGUAGCUCUUCGCGGAGCAGUAACUCUUUUGAUUUUUUUUUGAGUAUGGUGUUAACAUCAACAUGCCAGCUUUCAGAAAUGGAAAUGGAGUUUAUGGAAAUGUUGUAUUAAUUCAUAUUUUGGAUUUUUCCAACCUGUAAGACUGCAAUAUUUUUUUUUUAGUGUCACUUCUCAUUUUUCGGGGAGAAUGAAGGUCUAAACUUACGUUUAAAAAACAGAACUAAACAAAUAUUUAGUGGGAUGUUCUGAGGUCAUUACAAAGUGGAACAUGAAUCAGGUGUCAUAAAAUAUAUAUUAUAAUAAAUAUAAAUUUACCUCAGCAGGAACCUGUGGAAUACCAUAUAGUUAAGAAAACAUUUAACAAAAAGAAGGAAGGCCAUUCUUUUUUAUUAUUAUUAUAAAAAGGACUUCCGUUUAAGAACUAAUUGUUCUUAAAAGCAUUUCUUUUGUCACAUUUUAGUCAAAGUUGAGCUUUUUUUUUUUUGGUGCUGGUGUAGAUAAUUGCUAUCUUAGAUGUUUCUUAUUCACUUUAACCCUUUUGCUUGUCUGGUUUUGUUGGAAUGGCACUUUUACAUCAACAUUUUUUGAAGUAUUUUAUUUACAUGUUAUUUUAGGGAAAGGAUUGUCAGUAAAUUCAAUUCCUUUGAUUACAUUUGUGUCCACACACACACACACACACACAUAUCAAAAUACACACUGGCAAGAUCACUUUAGAUCAAAACUGAUAAUUUCAGUAGAACCAUAGAAGCAACUAGGACAAGCACAUAAAAUAAAACAUAAAAUAAUAUAUAUUUAAGAAAUUUGGUAACCAAACAGUUUCGGUCCCCACUGACAUUGAUCCAAUGAGAACUGAAACUAUAUGGUUACCAACCAUAAAUAUAUUUCUUCAUAAUAUCUUCUUUUGUGUUCUGCAAAAAAAAAAAAAAAAAUGAAAGGAAUGCAUACAGGUUUGAGGGUGAGUAAAUGAAGACAGAAUUUUGAAAAGUGAAUUUUAACCAGUGAAUGGGGGUCAAGAUUUUGAAGCCCUCCAAAAAUUAAUCCAUCCAAUAUAAAAAGUGCUCCACAUGGCUCUGGGAGUUAAUAAAGGCCUUCUGAAAAAAAAGCGAUGUCUUUUUGUAAGAAAAAUAUCCCUCUUUAAAACUUUAUAAACUGUAAUCGCUA